Molecule: messenger RNA, 2950 nt
Organism: Syngnathus typhle (broad-nosed pipefish)
Lineage: Eukaryota; Metazoa; Chordata; Actinopteri; Syngnathiformes; Syngnathidae
Gene: bend3
Product: BEN domain containing 3
Exons: 5
Coding region: 234-2627 (797 amino acids)
Biological process (GO): rDNA heterochromatin formation
Cellular component (GO): heterochromatin
Molecular function (GO): DNA binding
Source: RefSeq, a predicted model, not a curated record
ACGCGAGCAAUCACAGGAGCGACAGGGGCAAAUCAUGAACAACAACCGUUAUACGCGGCAACGACAUUGUGCAAAAGCAUCCAGACAGGAUUGCACGCACUCAUGAAGACAACAGCUCACCGAACGGAACAUCACCUGCCGCUUCCUGCUCUUUGUUUCCUCACAGUUGUGCGACGCACGGAAAAGAAAGAUGUAGCUGGCUUUUAAAAGCACCCUGGAACACCCUACAGGCUAUGAAUUCUUCCAAGUAUGGGGAAGCUUCAGAUGAAAAAAUGCUUGAAAAAGAACACAAGCCCGGUAAAAAGGACGAGACUGAGGACUUGGCUUUUUGCGAGGCCCCGGGAGAGCGUGCCGGAGCUGGGUCUCCCGGGACCGCUGAGGCUGCGAAACGAACUUCUUCCGAAAUGGAACCGGACUCCAAGUUGUCAAGCGGCAAGAGAGUCCGAGUUGCAGGCGAGAUGAGGCAGCGGCGGCGGCACUUGGCAGAUGAGAGCAGCAGACACGAGCCUCUGUGUCCGAGUACAAACGGGGACAACCUUCACGGCAAAUCCGGAGUUUCUUAUCGGAAGCCCCUCUUCAGUAUCUCCCACAGAAUCUUGGAGAAGAAGAACCCGCAAAGCGCGGAACAGCAAGCGGGUCAAGGUCCCGGACGUCAGCUCGACAACUCCAGCGGCCUCUUGUCCUCCACGCUCCUCAGUUUGCAGGAAAACGGCUCAUGGGAGGCUUCUCCCAACUCGGACAAUUCGGCCCAGGCGUGGUCCAAGGACUCCGGCCUUUACCCUCUGGUUGAAAAAAUGUUCUUCAUCCUCAACAGCCUCAGUUCCAGCAUGACUCAGCUGCACAGCAAGGUGGACCUGUUAAGUCUGGAAGUCAUGCGGAUCAAGAAGCAGCUCAAAGCGCAGACGGUGGCCGAGUUCCAGCCUCCUCCGGAAUACCUGCUGACCAGCGAAGAGCUGAAUCCUCUGAUGGAGCAGACGUCCAACGCCGGAGAGCUGGCCUGCCGCUUGCUGGUGCAUCUCUUCCCCGAGCUGUUCCGAGCCAAGGGGUGCUGCGCGGCGAGCAAGAGGUCGCUGGAGCCGUUGCAUUUGCAGCUGAUCCGCAACUACGUGGAGGCUUGCUAUCCCUCGGUCAAGAACAACGGCGUGUGGAAGGGAGAGUGCCUCCCUCAGAUGAACGACUUCUUCAAUCGCUUCUGGGCCCAGAGGGACAUGGAGAGCGCUGGGCCGCUCGGGAAGCAGACGGGGGAAGGAGGAAUCAAAGCGGAGGGCUCGCCCACCUAUCGGCUCUUCCGCGACCAGCCCGUAGCUCGGGGGGAGCCGCUCCCGCGGGAGAACCCGCAGGGCGGCUCGGCCGAGGAGCUGGACGAGCUCUCUUCCCCGGAGGACUUUGUCGUUUUCCUCAUGCAUCGACUCUUCCCUGAGCUUUUUGAAGCGGAAGGCUGUUUGAAGGGCGCCGCUCAGCACCUUCUGGACUCGGACAGGAUGGAAAUCAUCAAGAAGUACAUGGAGAGCAAUUUUCCCGACGUGCCCGAGGAGAGCUGGCUCCGGGCGUGCAUUCAGCACAUGGACGACGACGACGCCUUUGACGCUCCUCACAGCAGCGGCAGCGAAACGCCCAACGACGAGCGCUACGACCCGGCCGGCGCGUCCGAGGAGGUUUGCGCCCUGAAGCUUCCGGAGACGUGCGGCAACGAAAGGCCUUUGCGCAAGUGGAAAAAGUCGCUGCUGUCGCCCGUGGAUUUUGACAGUCUGGAGAUCCCCGCCCCGGACUUUGCCGUUCCCCGCCAGUUCCUCUUGUCCAAGGAGCAGCUGAAGUGGAACUACGAAUGCAGUUUGUCCAUCGGGAACUUUGCCUCCCGGCUGCUGGUGCUCACCUUCCCCGAGCUCUUCACCCAGGAGAAUAGGCGCAAGUUGUACAACUGCAGCGGCUCUCUGGGCAAAAAGCAGCUGGACCCCCGACGCGUCAACCUGAUCCGCCAUUACGUGCAGUUGGUCUACCCGCAGGCCAGGAACGAGCGAGUGUGGAUGCUGGAGUUUGUGGGCAAGCUGGACGAGAGGUGCCGGCGACGCGACACGGAGCAGAGGAGAUCCUACCUGCAGCAGCACCGCAAAGGCUACGUUCAGGACGCCGAGCAGGACUUUUUCCUGAGCCACAUCCAGCACCCGGACGGCGCCAGGGAGGACCCGGAAACGCCCUCGCUACCUCCCGAGAAGAGCACCAAAGACUUUUGCAAAAUCCCCCUGGACCAACUGACGGUUUCCAAACCCGAGUUCCCCGUUCCUCCGGCGUACCUCCUCUCGGACGCCGAGGUUCGGGAAAUAGUGCAGCAGAGCCUUUCGGUGGGGAACUUUGCCGCCCGGCUGCUGGUGCGCCUUUUCCCCGAGCUCUUUACGCCGGAAAACCUGCGUCUGCAGUACAACCACUCGGGGGCCUGCAACAAGAAGCAGCUGGACCCGGCGCGCCUGCGACUCAUUCGCCACUACGUGGAAACGGUGUAUCCCGUGGACAAGAUGGAGGAGGUGUGGCACUACGAGUGCGUGCCGAGCAUCGACGAGCGCUGCCGGCGCCCCAAUCGCAAGAAGUGUGACAUUUUGAAGAAGGCCAAGAGGUCCAAUUCGGUCUUGUAGUGGCAACGCACACAUUGUCCUUUUUGCACAGCAUACGCGCUGAAGCUGUCCUUUCUAGGAUCAAGCCAACCUGUUGCGCUUCUAUUUAAAAAAAGAAAAAGAAAAAAGCCCCAAACUGCUUAGCUAACAUUGUUGUAGCCUUCAACAGCACUUGAUAGUCUAGUUUUGUAAAUGAGCAGAAAUGUCACUUCCUGCUGUUGCAUUGUUUGGCCUCUUUUAAGAAGACGCUGUUAAGCCUUGUUCUAGAGGUUUAUAUUAUAGAACAAAGUUAACAGUGACACUUGUUGAGCACUUGUUUCUAAUAAAAAUCACAUGACACUUUG